AUGGAGUAUGGCUUAAAAAAAUUGAAGCUCAAUCCUAGAAUUGAAUGUUUUUGGUGGCGACUUCUCAAUGAGGCAAUUCCAACCAAUGGUUUCAUAAUGAACCGAAGAUUACUGGGACAUAAUUUAUAUCCAAGAGGCUGUGCGGAACAAGAAAAUACUGAACAUGUCAUGGUUCAAUGUCAUAAACUGCAGCAACCCAUUGGAAUUCUCAGAAAAUGGGGCUUUGCAUGCCUGAUGUUUUGCUCUGCAAAUGAUGGUAAGUAUCAUUUGGAUAGAUUAUCUGAGUAUAAUAGAUCACUGGCAAAUUUAUAUUGCUCUCUAGUUUAUUUUUCAUGGAAGAGUAGGAAUUCAAUCAAGCAUGGAAAGAAUGAAUGGAGUUUGAACUUCAUUGCCGGCAAUGCUAUUAGUUAUGCAUCAAUUGCUUCUUACAAUCUAUUUAUGGAUCACUGGGAUGCUAACCAGCCAUCAAUGCUAAAUUCUUUUUGGCAUCCCGCUCCCCUAGAAUGGAUUAAGGUAAAUCUUGAUGCAGCAUUAACUACUAACAACAACGGAGGUAUAUGUGGAGUUUUCAGAGACUCUAAAGGAAAAUUCUUACUUGCUUUUGGAAUCAAAUGCAUGCAUUGGGAUAGUGGCACUAUGGAGCUUAUGGCCAUUCGUUCAUUGAAGAAAUUCAUCUGUAAUUGGAUGUUGGAUGCAAAGGGUCUAAUAAUAGAAGCUGAUAAUUUCAACAUUAUCAAACUUCUACAAAAAUCAAUGAAUAAAGAAUCUCGGUUUCUUCACAAAGAGGAGAUUGAAGACCUAUCAUUUUUUGUUGGAUUUGGUAACAUCUAUUUCACUUUGUUAAUAGAAACUGUAAUAAGUUAG
This is a messenger RNA of Dendrobium catenatum, 864 nucleotides long. RefSeq lists its product as uncharacterized. The transcript has a single exon. NCBI's taxonomy places the organism in Eukaryota, Viridiplantae, Streptophyta, Magnoliopsida, Asparagales, Orchidaceae. The record is from RefSeq and is a predicted model, not a curated record. The coding region runs from base 1 to 864 and encodes 287 amino acids.